GACUGGCGUUGAAAACAAACCGUUGCCAUUACUCUUUAACCUGUCGACCUACGCUGGUUAAACCCGUCAUUCUGCCUCCAAAAUGCCGAAAAACUGUGUUGUUUUUGGUUGUGCUAACCACAACCGGAAACAGGGAAAACAAAGGUUGUAUUUUGUUCUGCCAAAGCGCGAUAAAAGCCCACAGAGACGAGACAAAUGGCUCGCAGCUUUACACCGGGAAAACGAGGACGGUUCUCACUGGAGUCCCCCAAAGUCCCGGGUCGUGUGUUCGGAUCACUUCGUUUCUGGUAAAUAUAAGGAACAAAAAUCCACCUUCUUAACCACAACUUGGCUAUACCGUCCGUGCUAAUGUUGUACUUGUUGAAUUUUUACCUUAUAACGUUCGACAGCUGAAGUUAUUGUUGUACAAAAAUAACAUGCGGUAUAUACUAUAUGUCUAUAGCCUAGCUAGCUAUUUUCGAAAACCGGACAACGAGAGGAUACCAAAGGCAGCAUUAAGAUGGACACCACCGGGAAAACGUAAGCCAGGGCGGCCAAAGAACACCUGGCGAAGAACAGUUGUACUUAAACAAUACAUGUAGCCCUCAAAUCUCUCAAUAUUUUAUACACUAACACUUGAUCUUGUUGUUGAUAACUUCCGCGUCUCUUUCUUAGUAGCGCGCAGGCUAAGCUAACUAGCAAGCUAAGCUAAGCCUGAGAAGCUUUAAAGUUCACUGAGACGAGUCUGACGCAAAUAAUACAUUUUCGUUUUUUCACACGAUAUGCGAAUAAGUUAAAAUGCGUAAAUGAAGGAUUUAACGCCGACUUCCAAGCCACAACGCUCGUUAAAUGCUUUUUCCGUCAAUGCUGUGUUCGCUGUGAGCUGGUUUGUUUUCAACCAAUUCCCGGUUGCUAGGGGAUUGGUAGGCGGAAGUGACGUAGGUCCGCCCUCACCCAUUCCAUGUUUUAGGAAUUUGACUCGUCAACAUCCAUCCAUCCAUUUUUCUACCGCUUGUCCCUUUUGGGGUCGUGAUUAAAAAAAUAACAACGUUUGUGUCGUCCAAAGUGUUUGAAAAACGAAACUCAUUUGUGGAAAAAUAGACCAUUUAAAAUAAUUAGCGUGAAAUGCCGAAAAGCGUAUCAACUAUGUCACUCAGAAUCAAAUACGAUGAAAACGGCAGAUUUAAAUUAGAAUAACUAAUAUGAAUCAAAGCUUUUUUUAAAUAUUAAAAGCCUAAUUUUGAUUGUCAAAUUAAAUGGGGCCCUUAUUUUGAAAAGCGACUGCGAAAUGCAUUCCCGUCUCCUCGCUACCUGCUUCCGGUUUCGGCGAAGGCGGACCAACCCGGCGAGCGCUAGGACCCUGCGGGGCUUCUCCGGUGAAGCACAUGGCGCUCACAAGACAACUCUUUCGCUGUCAUUCUUCCCGCGGAGCCGCAGCACCCCCGACACCUCCUCCUCCUCCUGCCCGCCCAGCACCGCCCUCACGUCGGCGACACUUCGGCGAGAACAGGCGUCUCACGGUCGGUGCUAAGUUGACCCAACUGAGGGACGCCUUUGGACUUUUUUUUUUUUUUUUUGGGAAAACCUCCCCAAGGAGGGGGGCGGGAGGGAAUGGGAAGGGGAGGAGACGGGAGGAGAGGAGAGGGGGAGGCUCGUCAGCUGUUUUGGGUUCGGGUGAUGGUUCGGCUCCACUGAACGCACAUUAGUGGGUGAGCGCCAUGCCGUCUUGGACUGUCAGCCCGCUCAUGUGGACAACACUGCAGGCUCUGUUGUGCUGUGGGACCGUGGACAUGGCACACGCUGCAGGGAGUCCCAGCGUUCAACACAGACCCACUGCCAAACUGAAACACUACCAGACCACGGUACCGCUUCAGCUGGUCGGACAAGACUGGAAACCGAUCCACCAGAUCCAGUCCCAGAGUCACCCCACGUCGUUGAAGCUGCUGAUUGAGGCGGAAGGUGAGCGGCUGCUGUUGGCUGUGGACAAAAAUGAGGGCCUUUUUGCAAGGAACUAUAAAGAAACUCAUUACCUGGAAGACGGCACCGCAGUCACAGACUCGCACAACUCUCUGGCGAACUGCUACUACCACGGCGAGGUGGAACAUCACGCCAACUCGGACGUCAGCCUCAGCACCUGUGCCGGUGUCAAGGGUUUGGUAGCUCUGGAAGGCAGAUCCUACGUGCUGGAACCCUCGGCCGACCACACCGACGGAACUCACUGGAUCUACAGGACGGAACACCUCAGUUUGACUCCUGGCACGUGCGGCCAUGACUUCAACAUAUCCUACCCUGGUGCACCGCCGGGCCGGAGCCCGUUGGCGGCCUUCAGCACGAGGCAAAAGCGCCACGCCCAGGCGACCGCCACCACCAAGUACGUGGAGCUCAUCAUCGUGGCCGACAACCGAGAGUUCCAGAAGCACGGCAAGGACGUGGAGAAGGUCAAGCAGCGUCUGGCGGAGAUCGCCAAUUACGUGGACAAGUUCUACAGGGCUCUCAACAUCCGGGUGGCGCUGGUGGGCCUGGAAGUGUGGAGCGACGUGGACAAGUGUCCCGUCACCCAGGACCCUUUCACCACCCUGCACGAGUUCCUGGACUGGAGGAAAGUCAAGCUGCUGCCUCUCAAGCCGCAUGACAACGCUCAGCUCGUCAGUGGGGUCUACUUCCAAGGUACCACCAUCGGCAUGGCGCCCAUCAUGAGCAUGUGCACGGCGGAGCAGUCUGGAGGAAUCGUCAUGGAUCAUUCAGACAUCCCUUUGGGCGCGGCGGUCACUCUGGCCCACGAGCUGGGACACAACUUCGGCAUGAACCACGACACGCCGGAGCGAGGGUGCGGCUGCCGGGUGACGGCGGACCGCGGAGGCUGCAUCAUGACUCCCUCCACGGGGUUCCCCUUCCCCACCGUCUUCAGCAGCUGCAGCAAGAAGGACCUGACGGCCAGCUUCGACAAGGGCGUGGGCAUGUGUCUCUUCAACAUGCCCGAGGUCAAGGUGCUCUACGGCGGGCAGAAGUGCGGCAACGGCUACGUGGAGGAAGGAGAGGAGUGCGACUGCGGAGAGCUGGAGGAGUGCAUCAAUCCCUGCUGCAACGCCACCACCUGCACCCUGAAGGGUGACGCCGUGUGCGCCCACGGACAAUGCUGCCACCACUGUCAGCUGAAGGCGGCAGGAACCUCGUGUCGCCAGUCCAGCAACUCCUGCGACCUGCCCGAGUUCUGCACGGGCGACAGUCCACACUGCCCCGCCAACGUCUACCUGCACGACGGCCACGCCUGCCAGCGCGUGGACGGCUACUGCUACAACGGCGUGUGCCAAACACACGAGCAGCAGUGUGUGACGCUGUGGGGACAAGGGGCCAAGGCCGCUCCAGGGAUCUGCUUCCAGCGGGUCAACUCGGCGGGUGACCCCUACGGCAACUGUGGCAAGGACGCCAAAGGCUCCUUCGCCAAAUGUGACGCACGGGACGCCAAGUGUGGCAAAGUCCAGUGCCAAGGAGGAGCCAAGCGCCCGGUCAUCGGCACCAACGCCGUCUCCAUAGAAACCAACAUCCCCUUACAAGAAGGAGGGAAGAUCCUGUGCCGUGGUACACACGUCUACCUCGGCGACGACAUGCCCGACCCGGGCCUGGUCCUGACGGGCACCAAGUGUGGCAACGGAAUGAUGUGCCUGAACCGCCAGUGCCAGAACGUCAGCGUUUUCGGCGUGCACGAGUGCGCCGCCAAGUGCAACGGUCGAGGGGUGUGCAACAACAACAAGAACUGUCACUGCGAGGCCCACAGGGCGCCACCCUUCUGUGCCACGUCAGGCCUGGGGGGCAGCGUGGACAGCGGUCCUGUCAGGCUGGCAGACGGCGUGGGCGUGACGGCGGGCAUCCUGGCGGUGUUGCUCCUCCUUCUGGGAGGCGCCGCGCUGGCGUGCAUGAAGAGGAAAGGCCUCAGAGGAAUGUUGUCCACCGCCAAGAAGGAUCCCACCGACAAGAUCAGAUCCGUGAGCGCCGCGACCGCCGGCCCCUCCACUCCCAGCCGGCCUCAGCCGGGCAACGCGGCGUCCCCGACCCGUCCGGCCCCGCCCGUGUCCCACGGCGCCGCCAUCUUUAAGCCUCCUCACCGAGGCCUGGGGGCGGAGCUCCCCCCGCCGCCGCCCUACCCCUCCCACAGCCUGCGCAGGUUGCCCCAGUGCCCGCCCGCCCACCACCGGCAGCCCCUUUCCCUCACCGUGUCCCUCGCCCCGCGGCCGCAGCCCAGGCCUGUUGCCCCGCCGCCGCUGCCUCACAGGGUGCCCCUUCCUCACGUUCACGUCACGCCCAGGGCCAUGGCGUGCCGCGGCGCUCCACGCCAUGAGGGCUGCAGGAUGGUGAUGGAACCUGUGCGUCCCAGUCCUCCUCAGAAGCCCCUCCCCGCCGACCCGAGGACGUCCCACCUGCUGCGAGCCCCCGCCCCAUCGUUGAUACCCGGCUCAGUGCGACCUGAAAGAAGUGGCGCCAAGCAGCCCGCCACGCUACCAAAGCCUUGCGUCAUCGCCAACGUCAAAUACAGCAGAUGAGAUGUGAGGAUGAUGAUGAUGAAGAAGACAUUUGCACUAUGACCCCCCCCCCCCCCUCCCCCCAUCUGCCUAUGGUGCUAAAAGUUCAGGUACGUGGAAAUGAACUAUUUAUAUGAUUCCUAUUUAUUUCCCACGCGCUGCACUGUGCCUGACGAGAGCCAAGGACCAUGACUUUCAUCUCAUUAACGUCACCAUGGUUACGCAUUCAUAUUAUUAGGAAUAAUCCAACAACAACAACAUCAUCUGUUUAAAUCACUUCAAAGCAAGACAUCUGUUUGUUUUGGUUAUGGUUGUCCGAUGCAAUUUAGUUGUGCAAAAUGGGUUCAAAGGUCACAUGAGUGAAGUGUUUUGAUUGGACGACGCUGCCCUCCGCAGGUCAAAUGUUGUGCAAUUCCAUCAUGAAGUAAACUUGAAGCCGGCGAAAGACUGAACGGAUUUUACUACAGUUAUUCGUGGUUUUUGUCUUGAACUUCCUGUUUUGUUGGUAAAAUCACACCAGCGACAAGAAAAAAAAAAACUUUUGUUACCUUUUGAUACACUUCUCUCUGUGAUGAUGCACUACUUUGAUUCCCUAGUUAAUGUAUGUUGUGUUACUGGUGAACACAUCUUGUUGUCCUUUUAUACGACAAAUAUUUCAUACUUCUUAAUGUGCAGUAAACACUGUUC
Molecule: messenger RNA, 5183 nt
Organism: Entelurus aequoreus (snake pipefish)
Lineage: Eukaryota; Metazoa; Chordata; Actinopteri; Syngnathiformes; Syngnathidae
Product: disintegrin and metalloproteinase domain-containing protein 12-like
Exons: 23
Coding region: 1698-4517 (939 amino acids)
Biological process (GO): proteolysis
Molecular function (GO): metalloendopeptidase activity
Source: RefSeq, a predicted model, not a curated record